This is a messenger RNA of Mucor mucedo, 614 nucleotides long. RefSeq lists its product as uncharacterized. Gene Ontology annotation, cellular component: endoplasmic reticulum membrane. The coding region runs from base 272 to 574 and encodes 100 amino acids. Gene Ontology annotation, biological process: vacuolar proton-transporting V-type ATPase complex assembly. The transcript has 2 exons. NCBI's taxonomy places the organism in Eukaryota, Fungi, Mucoromycota, Mucoromycetes, Mucorales, Mucoraceae. The record is from RefSeq and is a predicted model, not a curated record.
UAAUCAUGCAAGCAAAUAUUACGUAUAGGAACACGUUAUCAGCAGUUUCAUUGGUUUAUGAGAUCAUAUCAUGAUGUUAUGCAAAAUCAAUGAGGUUUCAUUGUCACGUUAUCAAAAGUACUCAUUGCUUUCAAUAAACCUCACAUCAUAUUUAAAAUUUGCAUUUUCUUUAAAGCCUAUUUUGAAACUUUUGAAUCUCCUCCUAGACUUGUAAGAAAAGAGAAAGGGGCUGGGCUGUAACCGACUUUUUUUUUUGGCAAGUUUAAUAAUAAUGGAGAACGUGGCAACCGAACAAACUCAAGUGAUCGAUGAUCAGCCUCUUCAGUUUGAAAAGGGACUUGCAGGUGACAUUGCAAAGUCCAUCAUGACACCGGGGUAUACAGCUAAUGGAGUGAUCCAGCUCAUGUUUUAUACGUUUUACGCACUAUUUGCCACUCUUUUAUUCAUGUUAUUCAUGACAGGCGGUAAUCCUCAUGUGAUUGCGCUUACUUUGAUUGCUGUUUGUCUUUUCGUCACAAUCAAAUGGUUUAUCGCCGAGUUGGAAUACUCGAAACGACAAGACAAGAAGGAAUAGUUAAUAAUUGCUCGGAAAGAAAUUAUUUAUUUGAUAUAAA